Messenger RNA from Silurus meridionalis, 3870 nucleotides. RefSeq names its product calpain 1 (gene capn1). Gene Ontology annotation, molecular function: calcium-dependent cysteine-type endopeptidase activity; calcium ion binding. NCBI's taxonomy places the organism in Eukaryota, Metazoa, Chordata, Actinopteri, Siluriformes, Siluridae. The record is from RefSeq and is a predicted model, not a curated record. Gene Ontology annotation, cellular component: cytoplasm. The transcript has 22 exons. Gene Ontology annotation, biological process: proteolysis. Bases 296 to 2410 code for a protein of 704 amino acids.
GCGGAGUUGGGCUGUACUAACAACAGUAAGGCUUGACUCAGGCGGAGUGGAAAUCUCUGAGUGUCCGAAUGAAAACAUAAAACCUAAAACCCAGCAUUUAUCAGCGCUUUUGUACUGAAAAGUGCAACAGAGAGGCCUUAGGAUUUCAGGACCAGCCUUUACCUUUCCACUCCAUGAACCAGCCUCCAGCUUUUUCUUCACACGUCAUUCCCUGAAACAGCGCCGGGGCCAUUCAGAUCCUUAUUAGCUUAACUUCCAGCUCAAUUUUCUUGGACAUCUCAAAUCUGCAGCAGUCAUGGAGCCUAUGUAUGCUUCAGGAAUGGCGGCCAAGCUGCGCAGUCAGUGGGAUCGCGAUGAUGGCUUGGGCCAGAAUCAUAAGGCUGUCAAGUUGUUGGGGCAGGACUAUGAAAUGCUGAAGGCGCAGUGCUUGCAGAGCAGGACCUUAUUUGAGGAUUCAUACUUCCCUGCCUGCGCUUCAUCACUAGGCUUUAAAGAGCUCGGGCCCCAUUCCUCCAAAACAGCUGGUGUGCGCUGGAUGAGGCCACCGGAGCUCUGUUCUCGUCCCCAGUUCAUAAUGGAUGGAGCAACUCGCACAGAUAUCUGUCAGGGAGCACUCGGUGAUUGUUGGCUGCUGGCUGCUAUUGCAUCUCUCACACUGAAUGAUAACCUGCUGCACCGUGUGGUACCACAUGGGCAGAAUUUCAGCGAUGGAUAUGCUGGCAUCUUUCACUUCCAGUUCUGGCAGUUUGGUGAGUGGGUUGAUGUGGUCAUCGAUGACAGGCUGCCAGUUAAAGAUGGGAAGCUGCUGUUCGUACACUCGGCAGAGGGCGGCGAGUUCUGGAGCGCUCUAGUGGAAAAGGCCUAUGCCAAGCUGAAUGGCUGCUACGAGGCUCUGUCAGGUGGCAGUACAUCAGAAGGCUUUGAGGACUUCACAGGUGGUGUGACUGAGAUGUAUGAGCUUAACAAGGCUCCUUCUGAUCUGUUCAACAUCAUAAGGAGGGCAAUAGAGAGAGGAUCGCUGCUGGGCUGCUCCAUAGACAUCUCCAAUACUCGUGACAUGGAGGCUGUUACCUUUAAAAAGCUGGUUAAAGGCCAUGCCUACUCAUUGACAGCAGUGGACGAGGUGGUUUACAGAGGAACUCCAACUAAACUGGUGCGCAUCAGGAACCCUUGGGGAGAGGUGGAGUGGACUGGAGCAUGGAGUGAUAAUGCUAGAGAGUGGGACAGCGUGGACUCGGCAACCAGGAGCAGGCUGCAGAAUCGCAGCGAAGACGGAGAGUUCUGGAUGUCGUUUCAAGAGUUUCUGCGUGAGUUCAGCAGAUUGGAGAUAUGUAACCUGACAGCGGAUGCUCUGGAGGUCAAUCAGGUGAAGAAGUGGAGCACGUCACACUAUCAGGGCGAGUGGAGAAGAGGAAGCACAGCUGGAGGCUGUAGGAACUACCCAGCUACGUAUUGGCUCAACCCUCAAUUCAAGAUCAACCUGAAGCACCCGGAUACAGCAGGACAAGACAAGUGCACCUUCCUAGUGGCUCUGAUGCAGAAAGACCGCAGGAAACAGCGCAAAGAGGGUAAAGACAUGGAGACUAUUGGCUUCGCGAUAUAUGAGGUUCCCCAAGAGUAUGCAGGUCAGUCAGGAGUUCACCUGAAGCGAGACUUCUUCCUCACACACGGCUCCAGCGCUCGCUCCGAGCUCUUCAUCAACCUGCGUGAGGUCAGCACGCGAUUCGCCCUUCCUUCCGGAGAAUACAUCAUUGUCCCGUCCACGUUCGAGCCGCAGAAAGAGGCUGACUUUGUGCUGCGUGUCUUCUCUGAGAAACCCGCCGAAUCAGAGGAGCUGGAUGAUGAAAUCAAAGCUAAUCUUCCCAAAGUGAAUUAUUUGGAUGAGAGUCAAAUCGAUGCCGGGUUCAAGAGUCUCUUCAGACAGCUGGCAGGAGCGGACAUGGAAAUCAGCGUCACAGAGCUCCAGACCAUUUUGAACAGAAUCAUGAAGAAGCAUAAGGAUCUGAAGACAGACGGCUUUUCUCAGGAGGCGUGUCGCAGUAUGGUCAACCUCAUGGAUACAGAUGGCAGCGGUAAGCUGGGGAUCACAGAGUUCCAUGUGCUGUGGGAAAAAAUCAAACAUUAUCUGGAUGUGUUCAGGAAGUUUGAUGUAGACAAGUCUGGCACAAUGAGCUCAUACGAGCUGCGCUUGGCUCUCGAAUCAGCCGGAUUCAAGCUUACCAACCAUAUAUUCCAGCUGAUUGUUCUGCGCUAUACAGAGCAGGACCUGAACGUCGACUUUGACAACUUCGUUAUCUGCCUAGUGCGUCUAGAGACCAUGUUCAAUACAUUUUAUGCCUUAGACACUGACAAGGAUGGAUCAAUCUCCCUAAACUUCAACCAGUGGAUCACUUUGACCAUGUUUGUGUGAACAGACAGACAUCUGGAUGCCUGUCUGCUUGCACUGAGACCCAAAUCUCCCUCUGUCUGGUCCAGAAGUGCCGUUUUCAAGUUGUUUUUUUAUUAUUAUUGCUUAAGGUGAUGGUUUCAGUCAGUAUUUUAAUCCUGCCUCUUUCUUUUUUUUUUUUAAAUAAUGUUCUGGUUUACACAGUGGUUAAAGAGUCGUAUAUAAAAAGCCAGUCUCUGUACUGUGUGUCAUUUAAUCUGAAACUAUAAGCCAUCAGUCAUCAAUCCCGGCCUUAAAAAGUGUAGUGUUUACAGCGUCUUCUCUGACCAGCCGUGUGCCAGCAAUCAUACUCUUCCUGCUUAAUGAUAGGAUGACUGUUUUUACUUCCUGUUUCAAAUGGGUCACUUCCUCUCAAUGUCUGAUUCAAUUUUUGUUCAGUGUGUAUUACAGUGUGUGGGAGGGAUAGUAAAGGAUUUCGUUGAUGCGUGAUGUUAAGGUUUGUGUAAAUGACAUUAUUUAACAUGAACAAACCAGGAACCUUCACAUGAAUACACUAGAAAUAACAGUGACAAAGUAACCAUCUCGUUUUCAUGUUAAUGAAUGGCUAAAUAAGUCAAACAAGCCAAAUAAUAACUCUUUAAAUAUCGGUGAGUAAAAUGUUAGCACCUUAAUGAACAGGUAUUCAGCCCUAUAUAUGAUAAACUAGGUCCAGUAUUUGCAAAUGGAGAACAGUGUCGAGGACAUACGAUGUAUCAGGACUUGUUUAUUGUCGGAAUCUGAAUAAUUAUCACUCACAGCAAGUGGAUUUAUCGAAGAUACAUCAGUUGUUACUGAGGGUGUUCAUGUUAACUAAUGCAGUAAGUAAAGCUAGUUACUUUAAGGAAGUGUUAUAUAAAGUAAUAAAGGGACUUUUCUGUCUUUUAUUUGAGAUCUUUGUUAUAUCUGUGUGUGUGAGAGAGUGCUGGCUGGUGAAACGCAGUCUGGAUAUAUAACAAUUGAUUUAUAUCAAUUAGAAUAAUUUGAUGUUUGUGUAGUCAUAGGCCAUGUACUGCAAAAACCUGCAUGAACUAUGAUUCUUGGGAACUGGGCUGUGUGGGAUUUUUGUGUGCAUUUUUUGACUUUAUUGUGCUGUUUUUGGCCAGGAACAUGUAAAAAGUCAAUAAUGACAAAUCAGGAAUCUUUGUCAUACCGGAAUAAGAAGCACUUGUUGGAGAAUCAGGAACAUUACAGUUGAAUGAACGUGCCUGUUACUGAGUGUUCAAGUGAAACACCAGGUGAAGGUGAAAUGACUGCAGAUGUGGAUGCAGAGAUAAAUAUGAAGAAAUGUAAUGGAUUGAUUCAUAUUUUAUUGCCUUGACAUGCCGUUAAUUCUGCCCUGUUAAUGCCGGUGCCUGUAUUGUGUUCUCUGUGGACUGGUCAAAAAACACAUACUGAGUUUUAUGUAUUCAAAAAUCUGUUUUCAAUAAAUACAUUUUUAAAAUACA